UUCAAGCUAAUAAUGUGUACAGUACAAAUCAGAUGACAGAUAAUCUUAGUCGUCAUGAAAUUCUUCAAUGGAUUAAUAACUGUCUGGAGAGUAACUAUGGCAAGAUAGAAGAGCUUUGUACCGGAGCUGCGUACUGUCAGCUUACAGAUAUGCUGUUUCCUGGGACUCUGGUUUUUAAGAAAGUUAAAUUUAAUACAAAAUUAGAACAUGAAUAUAUUAACAAUUUUAAAGUUCUGCAAGGCUUAUUUAAAAAACACGGAGUCGAUAAAGAAGUCCCAAUCGAAAAACUCGUAAAAGGAAAGUUUCAGGAUAAUUUCGAGUUCGUCCAAUGGUUUAAGCGGUUCUUCGAUGGCAAUUAUGACGGACAUCCGUAUGAUGCUCUUGCAGCAAGAGGUGGUGAAUCGCUUGUUGGCAGUGGUAGGCCCGUUUCCAAGCCACAAGGAGUGCAAAGAUCCACUAUCUCAACCACAGUCAGAGUGUCUAAAUUAUGUAUGUAUAAUCGUUACAGAAAACCUUGA
Messenger RNA from Protopolystoma xenopodis, 518 nucleotides. NCBI's taxonomy places the organism in Eukaryota, Metazoa, Platyhelminthes, Monogenea, Polystomatidea, Polystomatidae. The record is from the annotation of a GenBank genome assembly.